Molecule: messenger RNA, 679 nt
Organism: Backusella circina FSU 941
Lineage: Eukaryota; Fungi; Mucoromycota; Mucoromycetes; Mucorales; Backusellaceae
Source: the annotation of a GenBank genome assembly
UGGCAAACAAGCCAUUACUAUCAAAGAGGGUGACAUCCGAAGAGUGGAGAAUAACAAGUUCUUAAAUGAUACGGUUAUAGACGCUUACCCAAAGAUGUUACAAGCUCAACACCAAAGAGAUAGUAUCCAUGUGUUUAGCUCGUUCUUUUUCACAAGAUUGACACAGUCAGAUGAAAGCAGUCCUCGCAGACAAACAACGGCUAUAAUAUACGAAAAAGUAAAACGAUGGACCGACAAAGUCAAUCUCUUCUAGAAAAAGCACAUUGUCAUCCCCAUUGAUCAAGCCCAUCAUUGGUUCACAGCCAUCAUUACCAACCCUGCUCACUGCGUCGGCCGUGCUCGCGAUGAUGAAAAAUGCUACGUUACUAUUCUUGACUCUCUUGGUGGCGACCGCAAGGUCGUAUACGAGCAGGUGUGCAAAUACCUGAAGGCUGAGGCCACCACCCGUCUUGCUAUAGACCGUAAAGAUUUUAAAGAACCCAAAUAUGUUAAAGCCUGUGUCCCCCAACAGCCAAACCUGAUCGACUGUGGCGUUUACUACUUGUAUUACUUGAAGCGCUUAUUCGAAGACCCCAAAAAGGUCAAACAGGCUCUCAUCAGCUCGAAUCCAAAGUAUGAGGAUGCAUGGAUACCUGGUCAGGUCCAGUUCUUCAGAAGAAGACUGGUCAAUAUAUUUAAA